AUUCCAAACUUAGUUUGAACUCAGAGCGUGCGGCGAGCGGUACGGUUCGGUCCAUCCGGUAUUUUGUAGAUUUUUUGGUCGCUUUUUUAAAACAAACCCACAGACAGGCGACACGUUUUUCGGUUUCCUGAACAAACCACCCAACCCAUUCGAUUCGAAAAGAGUAUAAUAGACCCACGUGUGUUAUAAUAUACCUUAUCGGUUCUGAAUAUACAGCCCCGGCGACAAAUGUGUGUGUUUGUGUACUGAAGAGCAGUGAAAUAAGUGAAGCGCCGAACAAAACAGAACUGAAAUCGGAAAACAACACAGAAAACCAUGUGGACUGAAACGAACUGAACUGUAUUCGAAGCUCCACGCUGGCACAGUGUGCUGAUAAAGAAGAAAACCGGAGAAAAGUACAAGAAAACCCCGAUAAAAGCAAUGGACUAGUGGACAUAUAACCCAACCAAACCAAAAAAUCGAAAAAGUACCCUAAACAGUAGAAAACCCAAAGGGUUUUAAGAACAACCCGUAAAGCAAACCUAAAAAUAUUUAAAAAUGGCGCGCGUUCAGGCCAGCGAUUCGCUGAUACCCCGCCAGGUGUUCGAGGUUCCUCCGGCGGAACCCAAUAAUUCCACGGCGGACAGCGGGAGUCAGGGUUCCGGGGUGAAGCUGAAGAAACAGAUCGGCCUGCUGGACGGAGUGGCCAUCAUCGUGGGCGUCAUCGUGGGAUCCGGCAUCUUCGUGAGUCCCAAGGGAGUGCUCAGGUUCUCCGGCUCCAUCGGCCAGUCCCUCAUCGUCUGGGUCCUCAGCGGAGUGCUCAGCAUGGUGGGAGCCCUAUGCUAUGCGGAAUUGGGCACGAUGAUACCCAAAUCGGGAGGAGAUUACGCUUAUAUAGGGGCUGCAUUUGGCCCUCUGCCCGCGUUCCUUUAUCUGUGGGUGGCCCUGCUGAUUUUGGUGCCCACGGGCAAUGCCAUCACGGCGCUAACCUUUGCCCAAUAUCUGCUGAAACCUUUCUGGCCCUCCUGCGAAGCGCCCAUCGGAGCGGUUCAGCUGCUGGCGGCUGCCAUGAUAUGUGUGCUGACGCUUAUCAAUUGCUACAACGUGAAGUGGGUUACACGUGUGACGGACAUCUUUACGGGCACCAAGGUGCUGGCCCUCCUGGUGAUCGUCGGCGCCGGAGUCUGGUGGUUGUUCAAAGGAAACACGGAGUACUGGGAGAAACCCUUCUCCGGAGGCUUUCACACGCCCGGCUACAUAGCUUUGGCCUUUUAUAGUGGCCUCUUUUCGUACUCCGGCUGGAACUAUCUAAACUUCGUCACCGAGGAGCUGAAGGAUCCCUACCAAAAUCUUCCCAAGGCCAUUUGCAUCUCUAUGCCGGUGGUCACGAUCAUCUACACAAUCACGAACAUUGCAUACUUUUCGGUGCUCUCGCCGGACGAGAUUCUAUCGUCGGACGCAGUGGCGGUCACUUUUGGUGACAAGAUGCUCGGCUGUUUGUCCUGGAUUAUGCCUUUCGCCGUGGCAUGCGCUACUUUUGGCUCAUUGAACGGAGCGAUCUUCGCCUCCUCGCGACUGUUCUUCGUAGGUGCUAGGAAUGGUCACCUGCCGGCAGCCAUUUCGCUGAUCAACGUCUAUUGCCUGACGCCUGUGCCAUCCCUAAUAUUCCUGGGCGUUCUCACCUUGCUACUGCUGUUCAUCAAUGACAUCUAUGUGCUGAUCAACUACGUUAGCUAUGUGGAGGCGCUGUUCACACUGAUCUCGGUGUCCGGACUGCUGUGGAUGCGUUACACCCAACCCAAAACGGAGCGACCCAUCAAAGUCAGUUUAGUGCUGCCCAUCAUCUACCUGAUCGUCUGCCUGUUCCUGGUCAUCUCAUCGUGCGCGCAGGAGCCCUUCGUGGUGGGAGUAGGGACGAUCAUCAUCCUGUCUGGCGUCCCCGUCUACUAUCUGACAAUUCACAAUCCGGUCAAGUGGCUGGCGGACACCUCGCAGACCAUAAACCUGUGGUGCUCCAAGUUCUUCAUCUGUAUGCCCAACCAGGAGAAGUUUGACUAGGAACGCAGGACUCUACGAUUGGAGUGGAGGGAGUGCCUUUUGUGAAUGUAUCGAUCAACGCAACUAUCGAAGGAAAUAUCUUGUAGUUAGCCUAAGUCUCAAUUUGCCAGUAAGAUAGGUUAGCAACGCGAAAUUUUGGAAACCUACGCACAACAUUACAAAAGUGUUAUUGUAAAUAACUCAAAUGCAUUCUGGUAGGGAAGUCCCUGCUCAAUUUAUUAUUAUGAAUAUUUGCUAAUUUUAUUACUACUGUAUAUUUCACCCCAAAAAUGAGUUCCUCGUCAAAAGCAGAAAGUUGAGACACGAAAAACAUGUCUACUAUACAAAAUGCGAACCAAUUUUUACAUAUUAUACAAGUAAUUAGGAGCUUAUUUAGUAAGUUAUAAUUAUUAUUGAAGCAACUUUUGCGAAAUGUAAAAAUCGAAUUUGUUUUGUAUAAGAAAGUUAAU
Messenger RNA from Drosophila takahashii, 2486 nucleotides. RefSeq names its product L-type amino acid transporter minidiscs (gene mnd). Gene Ontology annotation, cellular component: membrane. Lineage: Eukaryota; Metazoa; Arthropoda; Insecta; Diptera; Drosophilidae. Gene Ontology annotation, biological process: amino acid transmembrane transport. The record is from RefSeq and is a predicted model, not a curated record. Gene Ontology annotation, molecular function: L-amino acid transmembrane transporter activity.